AUGCACUUCCGCACUGUGCCUCGCACAUGGAGGCUGCUGCUGCUAGUGGCCACUGUGGGAAGGCUGUGCUGGCAGGGCACGACGCUCUGUUUGGUGCUUGGGGGCGUCCACCCACCGCGCAAUGCAGGCACAAAGCAUCAGCUGAGCCGAGAUGCCGGCAAAGGGUAUGGCGUGCUCCGCCAGCUGCUUCAGCUUCAGGAAGACUUUCUGUCGCUGCCACGGACGAAGGAGUUUGUUCUCGAUCGUGGCUGGCCUGACUCCAGCUCCGUCGAUGUGGACGAGUUCUUGCGAAAGCAGAAGGAAUGGACCCUCGACGGCCGUCUUCCAGCCGUUUUCGACGUGAGAUCUCCUGGGGAGUUUGCCGCCGGGCACAUCCCUGGUGCCACGAACUUGCCCCUGCUGGAUGAUGACGAGAGGGCUGCCGUCGGCACUACAUUCGCCAAUCUAGGUGGGCCGAACCUCUUUUCUAUGCAGCGCGGCAGUCAGCAAGCAUAG
This is a messenger RNA of Symbiodinium sp. CCMP2592, 495 nucleotides long. The record is from the annotation of a GenBank genome assembly. Lineage: Eukaryota; Dinophyceae; Suessiales; Symbiodiniaceae.